Molecule: messenger RNA, 1118 nt
Organism: Saccharomyces eubayanus
Lineage: Eukaryota; Fungi; Ascomycota; Saccharomycetes; Saccharomycetales; Saccharomycetaceae
Gene: FLO11
Product: Flo11p
Exons: 1
Source: RefSeq, a predicted model, not a curated record
AUGCAAAGACCAAUUAUACUCGCUUAUUUGGUCCUCUCGCUACUGUUCAACUCAGCUUUGGGUUAUCCAACUGGACUCGUUCCAAGAGGAUCCUCAGAGGGAACUAAUUGUAACUCUAUCGUUAAUGGCUGUCCCAGUUUAGAUUUCAACUGGCACAUGAACCAACAAAAUAUUAUGCAAUAUACUUUGGAUGUGACUUCUGUUUCUUGGGUUCAAGACAACACCUAUCAAAUCCAAAUUCAUGUCAAGGGUAAAGAAAACAUUGAUCUAAAAUACUUAUGGUCAUUGAAGGUCAUUGGUAUUACUGGUCCACAAGGUACUGUUCAAUUAUACGGUGUCAAUGAAAAGACUUACAUAAUUGACAACCCAACUGAUUUCACAGCUACCUUCGAGGUUUACGCUACUCAAGGUGUUAACAGCUGUGAAGUCUGGAUGCCUAAUUUCCAAAUUCAGUUCGAUUAUUUGCAAGGUAAUGCAGCUCAGUAUGCAAGCACUUGGAAAUGGGGUACUACCUCUUUCGAUUUGUCCACUGGUUGUAACAAUUAUGAUAAUCAAGGUCAUUCGCAAACAGACUUCCCAGGUUUCUACUGGAACAUAGACUGUGACAACAACUGUGGUGGUUCAAAGCCAUCUACUACUAAAUGUACCAAAAACCAUACCCCAGAAUCUAGUACAUCUUCACCAAGCACUACAUCAACCACUACUUCCAGUACCGAAUCUUCAUCUACUCCAGCUGCAACUCCAUCUACCGAAACCUCUACAUCCACUACUUCUUCAACUUCAACUACAUGCACAGAUAAAAAGCCUACAACUAAAAAUCAUAAUACCACUCCAUGUACCAAACAUAAAAAAUCCACUACAUCACCUACUACACCAUGUACUACAACAACUACAUCAACCUCCAGUGUCGAAACUUCAUCUACACCAGCUCCAACUCCAUCAACCUCCAGUGUCGAAACCUCUUCUACACCAUGUACUACACCAACCACCGCUUCUUCCAGUGUUGAAACUCCAUAUACCCCAGUUCCACUUUCUCCAUCCAGCUCUAGUGUCGAAACUUCCUCUACUCCAGCAUCCAGCUCUAGUGUCGAAACUUCCUCUACUCCAGCAUCCAGCUC